GGGACCCCUACUGACUCCGGGCCCUCGGGCAGUGCCCGAGUUCUCAAAUGGUCAGUCCACCCCUGUUCAGGGUGUAACAUGGUAUAUGUAUAGACCGGCCCACCCCGCUUCCCCACUGACAGCUAGCGGGGGAUUUUCUCUGUGAAUGAGAAACUACAAGUCCUGACAGCCUUAGUGGCUGUCGGUUUGUAGUUCUUAAUGAACUACCAGAGUGCUGUGGAGCGCUGUGGUAGUUCACUGAUUCUUCCUGUCAGUAUAUCUGCUUGCCCGUAUAUCCUGUACAGCAGGGGUGUCAAGCUAGUGGCCCUCUAGCUGUUGCAGAACUACAAAUCCCAUCAUGCCUCUACCUAUGGGAGUCAUGCUUGCAGUCCAGUGCAGCCCCCAGCCCCAACAGUGUCCAUCAGUGCAGUCCCAACAGCAUCCAUCAGUGCUGCCGGUCAGUGUCCUUCAGGCUGCCAGUGAUCAUCAGUGCCCCCAGUCAGUGAUCAUCAGUGCCGCCAGUCAGUGUCCAUCAGUGCUGCCAGUCAGUGCCGAUCAGUGGCGUCUAUCAGUGCCCAUCAGUGCAGCCUUAUUAGUGCCCAUCAGUGUUGCAUAUCAGUGUCCACCAGUGAAGGAAACAAUUACCUGUUUGCAAAAUGUUAUAACAGAAACUCAGAAAUUUUUUUUUUCAACAUUUUUGGUCUUUUUUCAAUUGUUUAGCAAAAAAUAA
Molecule: messenger RNA, 709 nt
Organism: Staurois parvus
Lineage: Eukaryota; Metazoa; Chordata; Amphibia; Anura; Ranidae
Source: the annotation of a GenBank genome assembly